This is a messenger RNA of Rhopilema esculentum, 4296 nucleotides long. Its product is annotated as tyrosine-protein kinase Fer. The record is from RefSeq and is a predicted model, not a curated record. Lineage: Eukaryota; Metazoa; Cnidaria; Scyphozoa; Rhizostomeae; Rhizostomatidae. Gene Ontology annotation, biological process: peptidyl-tyrosine phosphorylation. Gene Ontology annotation, molecular function: non-membrane spanning protein tyrosine kinase activity; ATP binding.
CAAAUAUCGCAAAGUUUAGCGGAACAAAAACCGUAAACGGAAGUUACAAUUCAUAUUAGAUGGAACAAAGAAUGCUUAUUAUAUAGAAGUGGUAUUUCACACUAAAGAGAAGGUUUAGAUCUCAAAAUUGGAUAAUUAUUUUUUAUUCUGGUUUUACGUGCUUAGUUUAGCUUGCUGGAAGGUUCUUAAGCAUUCAUAAUUGGAGCUUUCGUUUUCCGCCGAGGAACUUUUCCGUGAAGAAAGUGAAAAUUGGCUAGGCCCAUAUCUGUCGGAACAUGCUGGUGGGAGCGGCUUUUUAAAUGGUGCAAUGCAGCAAUGGAUCUUACCAAAUAUUUUGAAUAGUUCCUUUUAAAUCAUACAAACAAUAUAAUAUUGCCAGAAAGAUUCAUUAUGGGUGAGGAAAAACAAUUUGCUACAGUGUUAGGCCCAAGCGCCGAGGCGAACAAGCAAUUGAUUGAGAAGAACGAAGGUGAAAUAAAAUUUCUGGAAGGAAUUAGAAAUUACGUGGAGAAAAGAGCCAAGUUAGAUUUGGAUUAUGCAGAUAAAGUUGGCAAGUUGCACAAUAGUAUUAAAAUGGAUGUAAGCACAAAUGAAAAUGAUGGAUUUCUAGAAAAGGCUUGGAAAACUUAUGUUAAUGAGACUGAAAACAAAGCAAUUACUAUGUCACUAAUGGUGAAGGAAAUACAAUCGAAUGUUUUAACAAAACUUGACAAAGUUAUCCAAGGAAAGAAAGAUGUUUUGAAAAGAUAUCAAUUAGACAGAUCACGUUCAGAUCUUGAUUACACUUGUUCCAAAGAUGAAGUCAAAAGGCUUAGUGAUCUUUAUCGUGUCUCUGUGAAAGAGGCAACAAAAAUUCGAAGCAAGUUAGAUGAACUUUCUAAUAAAGGGAAAGGAGACAAAGAAUGGAGAAAGAUGAAGGAGAAGUUGGAUAAAACUUGCCUGAAACUGCAUGCCACACACAAUGAUUAUAUUUUAUCUGUGAGAGUUGCAAAUGCCCAUCAAUCAUAUUUUCAUGAUACCAUAAUGCCGUAUCUUUUGAACUCAAUGCAAGAGUUACAAGAAGGCUAUGUUGACGAAAUCAAGUUGGUACUUUUAAGCAUCUUUGAAAAUACCAAUUGGUGCAAGGAAGAAUUUAUUGCAUCAUCGAAGCAAGUUGAAGGGAGCAUCAAGAUGGUUGAAAAGGGGAACGAGUACCGCUCAUUUCUCUCUAAAAGUAGGAACCCACCACAACCCAACAUCCCUUUUUAUUUCGAUGAAACCUUGGUGGAGAGUGACAAGGCAACAACUGGGCUGGUACAAGACGAGCUGGCACUGAAUGACUUGACACACGAACAACUCAAAUACAGAAUGAAGUCUCUGGAGCAACAAAUCGAUACGAUAAAAGCAGAAACAAAACUGAAGGAAGAAGCGAUGACGCGCAUAAUGGCCGAUCUCAAUGGAAUCGCCAAUGGCAACAAAACCGAUGAAGUUUCAAAUCUAAGCGUGCUGGAAAAGACUUCACAGUCGUGUCACGUGAACAGGGAAAUUAACGAACUCUCGUGCAAAGAGAUGCUUGCCCUGAUUCAACUCGAGCAUAUCACAGACAAAGUAAAAGAAAUUGGUGACGGCCCCGCUCCAGCCUAUAUCGAGGUUACAAACCCAAACGAGAAUUCGUUCAAGGAUACAAAAGAUCGUUCCAAGAGCUUAAAUACAGAGGACAAAUUAAAGGUUAAGGAGAAGAAAGGCAGACAUUCAUUGUUUUCAGCCAAAAAGACAAAAAGUGCGGAUUUCUCGUCGAAUAGUCUUGACGUCAACAGGCACGAGAAGAGUCUUUCUGAUAGUGAACUUAAUGAUUAUGACGAGCCUCCAGAGGACGUGACUGUUGAGCCUUGGUUCCAUGGCAACAUUGACAGACGAGCAGCAGAGCGACUUCUAAAAAGUGACGGAGAUUUCCUUGUAAGGGAAAAAUCAGAUGGAACUGGAACGUUUGUCGUCAGCGUCCUUUGUCGUGAUACGCAUAAACACUUUCUUCUUAACAGAACCGAAGAUGGUAAAUUCAAAUUCGAAGGAGAGGCUUUUGCCAGCGUAUCUGGUCUCAUUAACCACCACCAUCGGAACUGCAUACCGAUAAAAACCGCUGACCAUGUUUUAAUAGUUCGGCCAAUCCGGCCACCAUUCGUAAAGGGCGAUAAGUUCUUGUUCCCGUCAAGCGAUGUUCGUCUGGACAUCAAGCUGGGGAAUGGCCAUUUUGGGGAUGUCUUCAAGGGGAUGUUGCUUUCGAAGAAGAUGCCCCUGGCAAUAAAAACAUGCAAAGAAGGCAUCGAUGAAAUUAAAAAGAAACAGUUUUUAGAGGAAGCAGAAAUUAUGAAACCAUACAAUCACCCGAAUGUUGUUAGGCUGAUUGGUAUAUGCAAUGAUAAAGACCCUUUUAUGAUCUUAAUGGAGCUUAUGCCAUAUGGUGACCUCUUGAACUUUCUGAAGAAGCGCGGAAUGACCCUUGGGAUGGCCGAUCUUCUCAGAAUGGGGCAGGACGCAGCCAAAGGGAUGACCUACCUUGAGUCUAAAAAUACAAUUCACAGAGAUUUGGCGGCGAGGAAUGUUUUAGUGGGUGAAAAUUACGUUGCUAAGAUUUCCGACUUUGGAAUGUCAAGAGAAGAAGACGAAGAAGGAAUUUAUCAAAUUCAAACGACAAAAGAGAUUCCCAUAAAAUGGACAGCACCAGAAGUGUGGCAUUACCAAACAUAUACAUCGAAAUCUGAUGUUUGGAGUUUCGGUGUUUUGCUAUGGGAAAUAUUUUCAAUCGGAAAUGUUCCGUAUCCUGGCUGGAAUAACAGGAGAACUCGAGAAAUGAUCGAAACGGGAUACCGAAUGCCGAUGCCAAGCGGAACCCCUGGUAAAAUUUACGAAGUUAUGAAAAAAUGUUGGUUAUAUGAUCAUUUGCAGCGACCGAGCUUUUCAGAAAUUGAGGCAGAAAUGUUGUCGAUAAAACCCUGAAGGCAGAGAGUGAACUGCUUAAAUAGAUUGCAUCGUUUUAAAAGCCACUUACAUGGGAAAUUUCAACCCGCGUUGAGUUCAACACGGGCUGAGAAUUUAAUCCUUUGCUAAUUUUAGUAUUUGUUUCCACGGCAAAUCGCAAAACGUUUUGAGGUUACUUGUCGAAAAUAAAGUAAACAUUUCCAGCUAUUCAACGCUUUCAAGCCUUUUAUAUAAAAUUCUAAACUCGUGUUGAAAACUCAGCCCGUGUUGAACUCUCGGCCCAUGUUGAAAACUCAGCCCGUUUUGAAAAGUCAGCCCUUGUUGAAAUCUCGGCCCGUGUUGAAAUCUUAGUCCGUGUUUGACUAAACGCAAUUUAAUUUUUUUAUGUAAACGGCUUCUUGGAGAUUUUUCCAUUGUUUUCGUUCAAAAAUUCGAACCAGAAAAGCAUCUGGGGUCCGAUGAAAGCUAUCCCUUUAAAAUCAUUUCACAUGCUUCCAGGGGGUUGAAUGCGAUUUUGAUCGUUGGAUUGGAGCUUUGCAUCGACGGACUUUAACUUGAAUUUUUGUGCAAGAAAUCCGCUUUUCAUAAAUUUUUAGUUAUAGUUGGUAUCAGGCUAAAAGAAAAUCGGUUUGAAAUUAUUAGCAAUUAGAGAUUACUGUUUCGAAUAUUUGGCUAUAGAAGUACGUAUAAAAUUUUUAAUCAAAAUUGUGUACAAUUUUUCGUAUAUCUAAGGUGGGUUAGACAAUUUUAUUAGAGUAUUUUCUUAAUUUCAGCAAAUUCUGUAUUUUUAGUUUCCAGUUACUCAAACAGAGUCCAUUUGUACCUUUCAUAUCGUAUUUUUGUACAGCUUAUCGUAGAAUAGAAACGUAUUUUUAUGAUGUCAACAAAGUUGCUAGUUUCCAAUCUCCUUACUCAAUAUGUCCACGGAUACAAUAUGUUUUGCUGUUUAGGCAUAGUGUUUAGAAUCUAGAAAAAUGGACCUUCGACCGUUUACCACUCUCCCCCUAUGAGACUUACCCCUCCCAGAUAGAAGGGACCAGCAGCUUUCAAAGAUGAGCACUAUAAACCCCCAUUAAGUAUAUAACCCGCCCGUUCAAGAACCCCAAACCCCUAUCAGAACAAAUCAACCCCCUUGUUGUUCUCUUUUCAAUGAUGAUAAUUCACCAUUUGCUGCAAUCGCAAAGCAAUGCUGCAUUUAAAACUUUAUUCUUGUAUAUAAACGAGCUUUGCAUAUCAAAUGUUUAACGUAAGAAUGAUUUGCUUUUUUUGUGUUGCUAUAGUCCUUUUUAUAAAUCUCUUGCUUAUUUCUAAAUUAUAGUCCAUGCGAGAAAAUAUACUCUU